This is a messenger RNA of Crotalus tigris (Tiger rattlesnake), 3162 nucleotides long. Its product is annotated as F-box DNA helicase 1-like. Lineage: Eukaryota; Metazoa; Chordata; Lepidosauria; Squamata; Viperidae. Gene Ontology annotation, cellular component: nucleus. Gene Ontology annotation, molecular function: hydrolase activity; DNA binding; ATP binding. Gene Ontology annotation, biological process: double-strand break repair via homologous recombination; replication fork processing. Bases 78 to 2429 code for a protein of 783 amino acids. The record is from RefSeq and is a predicted model, not a curated record. The transcript has 19 exons.
GUGGACCAUUCCGAAGGGCAGCUGGAUCCGAAGGUGUUCAGAGAGAUCGUGGACAGGAAUUUCCGUUCAUUUCUUGGAUGGAUGUGUACAAUCUGUAUUUGGAGGGAGACAGCCGAGCCUUGGGGGCUGUCCGAGACAGUCUGCAGCGGUACGGCCUAACCAAGAAUCACCCCAGAUGCAUGCCUGGAUUAAUUCGGUGUGUGGCUGCUGUUCGGAGCUGCCACUGCCGAGAUCCUACCGCUAUCCUCGCGUGUCUGGAAUGCCACUCGCUGUUUCCCAAGGCGCAAAUCUGCAUUGCCAAGAAUCUUCCGGAUUUGGAGAGUUGCAAAGAGAAAGCGGCCUAUGUUCGGGCAGUGAUGGCGGCCAUUGUGCUCUUCGCUGGAGGUGUUUGCGAUAUUCAGGAUCUGGUGGGCUGCCUCCAAAGGCCCACCUCUCCCAUGUCGCUGAUGGACAUCAAUGAAAUGUUAUACUGCACAGCCACCCUUCUUUAUGCCAUGCGAGAGAACGGGGUCAAGAUCAGCAACAGGUUUUAUUACAAUGUUUUUUAUUAUUUUCGUACCGUGGAGAAUUGGCCCUACAACGACUCCAACCCUGAAUUACUGGAUUGUAGGACUGACUUAAAGCCUACCAGAGAACAAGAACAGAUCUUGAACCACGCCUUUAAAAAACCUGGAGAGGUGGUAAAAAUUGUGGGUUUUGCAGGCACCGGGAAAACGUACACACUGAUCCAGUACACCAAGAAAUGGCCCAAGCUUAAGUUCUUAUACUUGGCGUUCAACAGUUCCGUCCGAGAACAGGCGAAGCAGCUUUUCCCUGAGAACGUCACCUGUGAAACCUUCCACUCCUUAGCUAAGGAAGCAGUCAAAACAGAUUACCAAAGAGAACUUGAACUGUUCCCGCUGACGUCCUAUGUGGACAGCUUUCUCCAAUCCAAUCGCCAGGAAAAGCUUCCGUUCAUCAGAGUCAGCAUGAUCGUUCAGACCCUCACUGCGUUUUUCGCUUCAGCGGAUGACUCUAUCACUGUGGACCACACACCCAAAUGGUGCAAGAACAACUGCGAGAAAUUCAAAAACUGUGGAUUUGGUGCUGAGGAGCUAUGUCAGAUCAUUGUUGAAGAUGCAAAACAAAUAUGGAGGGAGAUGCAGACGCUGAGCCCAACCGGGGAAAUGGCGCACCGAAUGACGCACGAAGGUCUUUUAGAUUACUUGAAGCUUUGGCAACUCCAGAAGCCUUCGCUUUCCGAAUACGAUGUCAUCUUGGUGGAUGAGGCCCAAGAUUGCACCCCCGCUAUGGCAGACAUUGUUCGCUCACAAAAGUGUAGUGUGAUCUUGGUAGGAGACCCACACCAAAAGAUCUACUCCUUCUGUGGUGCUGAUAACACAAUUUUCAACAUCCCUCACGACCACAUCUUUUACCUGACACACAGUUUUCGCUUUGGCUCCGAAAUCGCUUACGUGGGCGCGACCAUUCUGGAUGUCUCCAAGGGAGUCCGGAAGAAAACGCUGGUGGGGAACAAGCAGGAAAGUGACGUCAGUGGGGUCGGCGUGGAGGGGACGGUGGCCCACUUAUCCCGGACCAACAAAACUGUCUUUGAGGAUGCUGUGAAGCUUACCUGUGGAGACACACCUGCUAAGAUACACUUGCUCGGGGGACUUGAAGCCUUUGACAAGAUUCGUGAUAUCUGGGCGCUUCGUCAUCCUGAAGGAAGACUCGAGAUACAGGAUCCCUUCAUCAAAAGUUGGAAAAAAAAAGGCUUCAAGAGCUUCAAGAACCAUGCUAAAGAAACAGAAGAUGAAGAACUAAAAACAAUAAUUGCAAUUGUGGAGGAGACUCAGGGUUCUAUUCCGGAUUUGUUGGACAAAAUAUCCCAGCACCAUGUCUCGGCUCCAGAAGAUGCAGACCACAUCCUAGGCACUGUGCACAACGCCAAGGGGCAGGAAUUCGACACGGUCCAAGUUGCUAGAGACUUUGCGAACAUUACAUUGGGGUGGUACUCUAAAAGGGUGCCUGGGAUUGAAGCCACCACCCUAGACAUUGAGUGGAACUUGCUGUAUGUCGCUGUCACGCGAGCCAAGAAGCGUCUCAUCCUGCCCAUAUUUUUUACUUCUGUCCUAGAAAAGGCCAAGGAAUACUGCAUACGGUUUGAACUCGCCGACAAAGUGCGCGAAACGGCAUCGCUUUGGUGUUUGGAGGACGGCUGCUUCACCGUCAUCCCAGCGGAUUCUUUCCUAAUCCCGAAAAGGAUGAAGUUUGCUUACUCGGGCGGCAUCGAAACCUCCGAGAAAUUACUUUGUCCUUCUUGUGCAGCGCGGAUCCUCAGCCCCGUUGCACACCUCGCAGGAUCUCCCACGAUGGUGGAGGAGGCCGCCCGUGCUCCAGAAGUCAUUGAGGUUCCACCCGUGCUUCGCCACCUCCUCGAAGACCUUUGAGUUCUUCACACACACACAAAAAAUUGCACUGGGCAUUUUUCAAAGCGAAAAGAAAGCAAAGAAUGUAGAAAGGAAGGGGUCCUAUUGAUGUGAGAGCGAUGCUGUUGUUGUGGUGCCUGGAGAGUCAGAAUCAGAAGGGACCUUGGGGGUCUACUAGUCCAACCCCCUCCUCAAACAGGAGGCCCUGUGCUAUUUCAGAUAAGUGGCUGCCCAGUGUCUUCUUAAAAAACCCCAGUGAAGAAGCCCCCUACAACUUCUGGUGGCAAUCUGUUCCACUGGUUAAUUGUCCUCACUGUCAGGAAGUUUCUCCUCCAUUCCAGGUUGCUUCUCUGCUUGAUUAGUUUCCACCUGUUGUUUCUUCUCCACCCAAGGGGGGGGACUGUGCACAAAUGAUUGGCCACACCUCUACCCGGUGGUUUUACGGUGCUUCCCUUCCAUCCUGGAGCCAGCAGAACAUCACAGCACCCACAGUACACCCUUGUCACACACCUGGGGACGUCUGGGCUGCUGUCCUUACGGCUUCCCCAUUUCUCCCUCUUGCACAGCCGGUGGUUCCCUUGGCUGAAAUGUCCAACUUUUGCCAUCCUAUCAAAAGGAAUAGCAACAGCCCCUAGACCAGUGGUUCUCAACCUUUUUAGUGCUGCGACCCCCAACCGGUCGUAAGUCGAGGACUACUCAACCGGUCGUAAGUCGAGGACUACUCCACUGGUGCAGCCCCGUUUGCAGAAUGGGA